This is a messenger RNA of Apis laboriosa (Himalayan honeybee), 1088 nucleotides long. Its product is annotated as protein phosphatase 1 regulatory subunit 14C. Bases 364 to 744 code for a protein of 126 amino acids. The record is from RefSeq and is a predicted model, not a curated record. The transcript is spliced from 5 exons. Gene Ontology annotation, molecular function: protein serine/threonine phosphatase inhibitor activity. Gene Ontology annotation, biological process: regulation of phosphorylation. Gene Ontology annotation, cellular component: cytoplasm. NCBI's taxonomy places the organism in Eukaryota, Metazoa, Arthropoda, Insecta, Hymenoptera, Apidae.
GAUAUAAUUCAUUGUUAAAUUAAAGCUAUUUUAAAUUUAACUAAAUUCAAACAUAUAUAUAUAUAUAUAAAAAAGCAAUGUGAUUUAAUUAUUAAAACAAUUCUGCUAAUUGGAAUAUUUUUAUAUUCUUCUAAAUAAUAAAUUUCUUAUGUCAAAAUGUCCCUAGUUAAUUCGAAUUAUGAUUCGUCAUAUAAUAGGGAUAUUUUGUAUGGUAUAGUAUUACAUGAUAGCUCUAGUGUAGAAAUAGUAUUACAUACGACUAACUUCAAGAAAGUUUAUACGUAUGGAUUCGGACAUUACGAUACUGUAUUACGAUUCGAAUAGUUUACAUUCUGAAAUAGAAGAAGUGAGUGUAGUUUUAUAAUGGAAGGAGGUGGAGUACUUACAGCAGAACGCAGUCCAGCACGUGCAAAUUUGCAUGUAGCUUUUACUGAAAAAGGAGAGGUAAAGGAACGCAGGGAAAAAUUUUUAACAGCUAAGUAUGGAUCUCAUCAGAUGUCUCUUAUUCGUAAAAGACUUGCAGUUGAAAUGUGGUUGUUUGAUGAAUUAGAAAAAUUAUAUGAAUCAGUUAAUGAAAGUGGUAAAAAUCGAGAAGUUGAAAUUGAUAUAGAUGAACUUCUUGAUAUGGAUAGUGAUGAACAUAGACGAAGAUUUUUGCAAGAAUUACUAGUUGAUACAAAGAAACCACCACAUGAUAUAAAUAAAUUCAUUAAUGAUUUACUUGAAAAAGCUAAAACACUUUGAAGAAUUUCUGUGUUCUUCUUAACACUUGUGUUUAUAAGGACUUUUUUGAAGCAUUAAUAAAUUUGCUCAGAUUUGGAACGAGUCAAAGACAUAUUCAAGCCUUAAUGAGUUGCGCACAACUCGCGACUCAAAUGCCACUUUAUUAUACUUGGAUCAAAUUUAAUGAGGAAAAGAAAAAAAGAAAAAAUCCAUCAAAUGACUUUGCACAUUUUUAUUCUAGCGUAUAUUAUUUCAUAUUGAAAUCGUAAGCAUUAGUAUCUGACUUAUCUCAGUACAACGGCUAACUUUGUUAGUUAUUUAUGUGCGCAUCGCAUAUCAAGUAAUAAACCUCACAGUACACAGAA